Messenger RNA from Chara braunii, 2184 nucleotides. The record is from the annotation of a GenBank genome assembly. Lineage: Eukaryota; Viridiplantae; Streptophyta; Charophyceae; Charales; Characeae.
CUCGACUGUUCAUCGAAUGUCGAAUGUCGACUGUCUGGAGGAAGAAAGCUGGAAUCAGAGUAGUGGAUGGAACUAGCGGCUGUUCGAGAAGCUCAUUUCUGCGUCACGGGCUUUUAUUUGACUACCGGUAGUAUGUCUCUUUCCUUUCCUCCUCUCUCUUGCCCUCCCAAAAGCCUCCCUGUUCUCUACUUCUCUUAUUCACAUUUCCAUCGUACAGCCCCGAUAUCUACGUUGACCACGGAGAUGGUCCUUUCUUCAUGUCUUCUGGUCAUCACUCUCCAUUCGUCGGCCAUGCAUGUACUCAGAUUUCCAGUAUGAAGUUGCUUGUGUUCCCAAUUCGUUCUUCGUCGUGAUGGAAUCAUCUUGAUGCCGUCUUCUCGGUUCGGCCUUCUGAUUCAAUCUAAAUCCGCAACUUGACCACCUUACUUUUCUUCAUCUUUUGUCUCGUGCCGUGGGAGGAUACCAACAAUUUCUUUGUAUGAUACAAUAAUUCGGUGUGGAUUUCGGCAACUACGGUAGGUGGGGGGGGGUAAGUUGGCCUGGGUGUCUUGCCAAGCAACGGAUCCUGAGUUCGAACUCAUCCUGACGCAUCCGCAUACCACCACAAGUAAGUGUCAGUUAAGCGCGCUUUGCAUUUCAACCAGGUGGGGUAACGGUACUACACAGUGAGCUCAAGUAAGACGUCCGCUUGUGUGAUUAAAUAACAUGUUGCGAAGAUUAGGACAGCAGUUUGCAUCCUGUGCAUCCUUCGAAAGGACAACAGGCGUUUUCACUGUUUUGUCAUCGGUUAGGAAAUUACCAUGGGCGCUAACAGGGCGGGAUAGUGCCAUGGCGACGGGGGCAUUUGCACACACCCGUCAGAAGCUGACGAGUAUGAUCACGGCUGUGUCUGAUUUCUUGGGUGAGGCAGUCGUAACUGUACGGUACGACAAACCGAUUGCACCUGACCUGAAAGAUGACCAGGUUUGUCAGACCGAUAGAAAUUGCUUUGUGUCUUCAUGUUCGUCACAUGAAAGAUCCCCCGACGUUGCUGGUACCAACUUUCAGAGAGGAAGAGUGAGUCCUCCGGCUGCUUCAUCGUCGCUGUGUUCAUCGUCGUCAUCAUCAUUGUUGUCUUCCCGGUCUUUGUCAUCUUCAUCGCUUUCAUUGUCAUCAGCAUCAUCAUCUACUUCACCAUCUUCAUGCUCAGCAUUGUCUGCUACCCGCUUGCGGCCUGCCCAGGACACGCAGGGUUGUAUGUCAUUGCCCACGGCAUCACUGUCGCAUUGCAGAACUAUGCACGAAAAGCGGCGGACAACAUCGUUACCCCGUGAGGUGAACGAGGCUAAGCCUUCAUUUCUGCAGUCGUAUAGUCAUCGUCCUUUCGGGGAGAUAUCGUGGAGCUCUGGGACUCCUUGUUCUUUGAGUGUGCGCAGAGCUGGCAAAGCCAUGCUUGUUCCUUGUCCUAGGAUAGGACUUGUAGGACUCUCAGGCUUGCAGUGUGGGCGAGUGGUUGCCUUGUAUCGGAACAGACAUGCGGUUCAAGUCCGAGGUUUCAAAAUUGCAGGAUCAGAGGUGAGGUUGGGCAACGUGAUCGAGCGCAAUGGUCGGCUGGUCCUUGUGGUGAAAACCAGUCACACUCAACAUGGUCGUGGGGGUGCAUCGAUUCAGCUAGAGACGCGGGACCUGCAAAACGGCGGGAAGAGAAAUGAGCGGUUGCGGACUUCUGAGGAGGUGGAGCGUGUGCGUCUGUACGAACGACACUACACGUUUCUUUACACGGAAGGCGACGACGUCGUACUGAUGGAGCCAUCCACGUUCGAGCAGCUUACCGUUCCGAAGUCGAUGUUUGGAGGGAAGGAGGUGUAUCUUACGGAUGGGAUGACGGUCGUCAUUACUGUGCAUGGGGAGAAGGAGGAACUGCUGCCGCUGAUGGCGGCAGUUCCCUCACAAGUCGUGUUGAAGGUGAUGGAUGCAGAGCCGUACUCUAAGAACCAGACGGCAACCCCAACGUCUAAGCCGGCGAUCCUGGAGAACGGCCUGAAGGUUCAGGUGCCAUCAUUUGUCGUCGCAGGCGAUAGCGUUGUCAUUAAUACGACAGACAACUCUUUCAUUCGUCGGGCAAGGGAUGGCGCGUAGCAUUACUAUCCAUUUGUUUGUGUAGUUGACGUUCUUGGACAGACGGGGAAACUCGCCCGUUUCUCG